AUGAAGCUGGGCAGAUUAAACAGUCCCUUCGUGCAGAACCUCCUUGCUUCUGUAGUGGUUGGACUAGGACCAGGGCUUUAUGUCGCGGUCACCAACCUGGGUGCAGGCGGCGGGCCCGCCAACGCCACGCAGAUGCAGAACAUCGUCAACUCGGUUCUUUAUGCAAUUUACUUCGUCGUGGGCUUUUUCAGCGGCUCUGUCGUGACCACUGUCGGUCCCAAGUACACCCUUGUUUUCGGAACCAUAGGAUAUCCCAUCUACGUCGGCUCUCUGUGGUACUUCAGCAAUACCGGAAAUCUGUGGUUUCCGAUUCUCGGCGGCGCAAUAUUGGGUAUCACGGCCGUUCAUCUCUGGACGGCGGCUGGAUUCAUUGCCUUCAGUUAUGCGACCGAAGACAAGAAAGGAACGUAUAUCUCCAUGCAAUGGGGCCUUCUCAGUGUUGGAAGUACCAUUGCCUCGUUCGUCGCCUUUGGCAUCAACUUCAACGCCGGGGAGCUGAAAUGCCCUGACUCGGUAUACAUCGUGUUCAUCAUCCUGAUGGCUCUCUCCCUACCCGUCGCUCUGUUCGGAAUCAUCUCCCCAGCUGACGUGCGUCGCGCCGAUGGCACGCCCAUCGCCCACUAUCCUCAUCGUGGCGUGUGGGAGGAGCUCAAGGGCCAGCGCCAGAUCAUCAUGGACUGGCGCAUGCUCGCACUUCUCCUCCCCAUGUUCGGCUCCGAGGUGGCAAUCAUCGCAUUCUCGUCUAUUAACUCCCUCUAUUUCAACAUCCGCACGCGCAGUCUCAACUCGGUGAUCUUCGUCAUCCUCCAAGCCGUCGGGGCCAUAGGGACCAUGGCUAUGCUGGAUAGUCGCAAGAUCGGCACUCGCCGGGCACGAGGCCUCCUCGCGAUCGUCGUGAUGGGCCUUUUCACGCUCGGACUGUGGAUCGGCCUCUGCGUGUGGUUGUCGCAACAUCCCAUCGACCUAACGAGUCCUCCGCUGUGGGACUGGACGGACGGCCCGUUCGGUGGAUUUAUCGUCCUGACGCUGUUGUUUGGGAUCAAUAUGGUUGCUUAUCAAGUUGUGGUGCAGUGGAUCGUUGCCUCGCUGAGCAAUGACCCCGAAACGCUCGCUCGCUUUGCGGGGUUCGCAAAAGGGUGUUUGGCCGGUGGGCUUUGCGCGACCUUUGGCACGGAGGCUGCGGGAUUGGAUCAGAUAUAUGUGGUUGCGUGGACCUUUGCGCUGCAAGGGGUGGGAUUGCUAUGCAUGGUGUUGGUGACUUGGUUCUGCGUGCGGCCGACCAACUACGGACAGGAGGAGAAGGUGGUGGUGCCGGUGGAUGUGGACCACGUUGGAAAAGGGGUGAGCGGCAAAGUCGACGGCAAUUAG
Molecule: messenger RNA, 1368 nt
Organism: Aspergillus steynii IBT 23096
Lineage: Eukaryota; Fungi; Ascomycota; Eurotiomycetes; Eurotiales; Aspergillaceae
Product: MFS general substrate transporter
Exons: 7
Coding region: 1-1368 (455 amino acids)
Biological process (GO): transmembrane transport
Molecular function (GO): transmembrane transporter activity
Source: RefSeq, a predicted model, not a curated record